This is a messenger RNA of Sphaerodactylus townsendi, 3141 nucleotides long. RefSeq names its product homeobox C4 (gene HOXC4). Gene Ontology annotation, biological process: regulation of transcription by RNA polymerase II; anterior/posterior pattern specification; embryonic skeletal system morphogenesis. The coding region runs from base 1320 to 2237 and encodes 305 amino acids. Gene Ontology annotation, cellular component: nucleus. Lineage: Eukaryota; Metazoa; Chordata; Lepidosauria; Squamata; Sphaerodactylidae. Gene Ontology annotation, molecular function: RNA polymerase II cis-regulatory region sequence-specific DNA binding; DNA-binding transcription factor activity, RNA polymerase II-specific. The transcript has 2 exons. The record is from RefSeq and is a predicted model, not a curated record.
AAGGGAUUAAUCCGACUCCCAGCGCCCCAUCUUAAUGUAAGCGACUGAUAAAGCCCUGCUCUGCCAUCACCGGAGCUCUUUUAAAAGGUUUGCCUCUUCUCUUCAGCUUUCUUAACUUACCCAGGGGUCUGUUUAUACUGGCAUAGGGGGUGGAGUUUGGGGUACUUUGCUCUGGAAUGUCUUCUGCCCACCAUCCCUGAUUCCACCAGGAAGUGAGAUGCUCAGGACGGAUGGUACCCACCUCUCCAUGAAUCUGGGUGCCACGGAGAGUGGAAGGGAAUCAGACCUGCCUCUUGUAGAGAGGAGGGUGGGGGUGGGGAGCCAUCUUCCUUUCUUAUGUACCUCUCUGCUUUCAAACAGGAUUGGGCACCUGCCUGUUCUUCCCGGGGUGACCAAAGGACAGCAGAACCUCCCAUGGAUAAAACCAGCCGAGUAUUAAAAACAAAAAAGCGACUUGCCUCCCAGUUUAAUAACCCCCAUCCCAAAUGGCUAACAGGGGGGUGGACGGUAGUCCUGCCAUCUGGCUGGGUAAGGAGCCUCCUGCUUUCCAUUCACAACCACAUCAGCUCCUCUCUACCAAGCAAGCUCGCCUUUCCUGCAAAGGUGGAUGAGCUUUUUCACACAGAUCUCCAAAUGACGCCAAGGUGAUUUGCAUAUCCCCUUUCCUUCCCUCCUCCCAGGUAACCUGUCUCCUUUGUUUCCCCCCUCUAAGCCCCUGGAUCACAAAAUAUUUAGCCGUCUUCCAAUGAGGGGGGGGGCAUUGUGUGUGAUUGUGGGGGGGGGACAGAACAGUUUUGCAGGCAGUGCCACUGAUCGUGGAAGGAGGGAGGCGAGGGGGGAACCUCUCUCUCCCACCAGUUUUUCUUUUAAGGUGAAACCAGCAGAAAUGGUUUCAAGCCAGCUUGCUUCCCUGGGGCGUCCAAGGAUCUUCUUGAGCGGGGAUCAGUUCCCUCGUGGAUCGCUACAGGCGAGGAGGUCCUGCUGGAUACCUGCAAGGGGGUGGGGAGGCUCCUCCUGACCCUGAGUCUCUCCCCUGCCUCUGGUGUCCUUUCAUGAUGCUGCGCCUUGCUUUUUCUGGAAGGGAAGGCUCCUAGAUCUCUUCCCCCCACCCUCCAUCCAGCUUUUUUGGCUCCGAGUUCCAAGGGUGCUCCCAAACCACAACGAGAGCACCCACCCACCCACUGCCUUUCUCUCUCGCGCACACACACGCGCGCGCGAGCAUCACACACACACACACACAAAUUGGAUACAUUUUGAAUAAGCUUUUGGUUCCUUAUCCGGGGACUCGCUCGGCGGGCGUGAUUGGCGCAACGAGUCACAUGGUGAAACUAACUUUACGGGGUCGCCAGCUAGUAGGAGGGUUUUAUGGAGCAGAAAAACGACAAAGCGAGAAAAAUUAUUUUCCACUCCAGAAAUUAAUGAUCAUGAGCUCGUAUUUGAUGGACUCUAACUACAUCGAUCCGAAAUUCCCUCCAUGCGAGGAAUAUUCGCAAAAUAAUUACAUCCCCGACCACAGUCCGGAAUAUUACAGCCGGACCAGAGAGUCCAGUUUCCAGCACCACCACCAGGAGCUGUACCCUCCGCCUCCUCCUCCGCCGCCGCGACCCGGCUACCCCGAGCGCCAGUACAGCUGCGCCGGCCUCCCCGGGCCCGGGAGCAACCCCCCGGCGCACCCCAGGGGCCAUGGACCGCCGUCCGGGGGCCACCACCUCCCCGACAAGCCCCCGCAGCUCUGCGACCAAACGGCGCUCUCCAGCGCGGCCGCCUCGCCGGCCCCGGCCCCCCCAGCCUGCACCCAGCAGACCCCCGAGCAUCCCAGCACCACGGCCGCCAAGCAGCCCAUCGUCUACCCCUGGAUGAAAAAAAUCCACGUCAGUACCGUGAACCCCAAUUACAAUGGAGGCGAGCCCAAACGAUCCCGGACUGCCUACACGAGACAGCAGGUCUUGGAACUGGAGAAGGAAUUCCACUAUAACAGAUACCUGACUAGGCGGCGGCGCAUCGAGAUCGCCCAUUCCUUGUGUCUGUCGGAGAGACAGAUCAAGAUCUGGUUUCAGAACAGGCGGAUGAAGUGGAAAAAAGACCACCGGCUGCCCAACACCAAAGUGCGGUCGACGGCGCCGGCCAAUUCCUCCGGCAGCUCGAUCCCGGCUUCUUCCAACCCCGUGGCAGCCAGUGAAGAGCAGUCGCAAAGCUCAUCUCAGGACCAACGGCCAGAGGAUAUUACAAGGUUAUAAACAAACAAACAAAACAAAACAAAACAGAACAGAACAGAAAACCGACCGACCGACCCCCCCCCCAACAAAAAAUUGACUCUGAUUAUUUAUAGAAUCUAAUAUAUAUCUAUAUAUUUUGGUUCUUUUUGUUCCCCCCCUCCUCGUUUUUUUCCUCGUGCUUAUAUAUAUUUAAAGAAGAGGGGGUGGAAACACACAAAAGAAAGAGAUCAGGCUUGAAGAUCUCACACUUACGUGCAUGUAUUAUUAGCAUGAGAUGCCAGGUGGAAGUACCUGCUGGGUUUUUUUUCCCAAAAAACCCGCCAUUUUCCGGGUUUUAUUUAUUUUUUAAAGGGAAGGAGUCGAGGAGUUGUGUGAAUGUGCCCGCGUGUGUGUGUGUGUGUGUGUGUGUGUGUGAGUGAGUGUGUGUGUGUUCUGUGUGUGUGUUGGGGGAGCUGGAUGUUCUGUUUUAGAUGAAUAUUCGGGGCAUAUGCUAAUAAUUAUUACGCAGGCAAGGGAAGAAUGUAGUUAUUUUGCUCUGUGCGUUUACAAACCGGGAACAAAACAAAAGGAAAAUGGACCCUGGUAGGUUUUUUCCCCCUCUCCCCUUUCUUUUUUUUCAAAAUAAACGUGGGGCAAGGUUUUACAAAAAAAAAAGAAUAAAGGGGGGAAAACAGCACAGGAGCUAGAAGUAGCAGAUGAACUGAUGGCUGAUUUAAAUGUAAGAAGAAAAAGAAAGCGAAGGAGAAAGUUGGAAGGAAAAGUCAAUAGCUAGAAUAUUUUUUUUUGGUUGGGAUUUUUCUUUUUGUCGUGGUUCUUGUGUUUUUUGGACUGAUUUUACAUGAUCAUUGUAAACUUGCAAUAAAAGAGUUUUAGUGUAUCUGUGAAAAGUCCCCUUGUUCAAUAAAACCAGUGAGUGUGACACAGA